Thamnophis elegans (Western terrestrial garter snake) is the source of this 5702-nucleotide messenger RNA. RefSeq names its product notch receptor 4 (gene NOTCH4). Gene Ontology annotation, molecular function: calcium ion binding; Notch binding. The transcript has 26 exons. Lineage: Eukaryota; Metazoa; Chordata; Lepidosauria; Squamata; Natricidae. Gene Ontology annotation, cellular component: membrane. The coding region runs from base 263 to 4942 and encodes 1559 amino acids. Gene Ontology annotation, biological process: cell differentiation; Notch signaling pathway. The record is from RefSeq and is a predicted model, not a curated record.
GACAAUGGAGAACAGAAAAGGCAGGAUGUGUCUUGUAUUUGUUAAGGGAGGGCAGUGAUGGGGUGUCACACAGAGUCCUAGAUUGUGUCUGAAGAAACUGGGGCGCUUAUCCCGGGGUGCUCCCUCUAAUAGCAGUCACCCUCAGCCCUGGCUUCAAUUUGACCCCAAUUUUGGGGGGACACCCAGAUUCUGCCUCCCAGGUCCUCUCCUAGUGUCAGAUCGGAUGGAGUGAUGAGGGCAUGAAAGAGAAAUCUAAAAGAGAAUGAAACCGUUGCUACUGCUCAUGUUGAUCCCAUUUGCUGGAGCUGAAUCUUGUCCUCGGUUGACUUGUAAGAACGGCGGGACUUGCUUGAAGCACUCCAAUGGGACGUCUUCCUGCCUGUGCCCUCCUGGCUACGUAGGAGACACGUGCCAGUUUGCAGACCCCUGCACCCCUGUGCUUUGCCAGAAUGGGGGGAGCUGCUCCUCCAGGGCUCUUCCUCCUCCGGCCGCCCCCGAGUACGUGUGUGCGUGCCCUCCUGGUUUCACUGGGGAGAAAUGCCAGGGCGUGGUUGGGGAUCCCUGCUUCCCGUCACCCUGCCAACAUGGAGGGACAUGCCAGCGGAUCUCCGGGAAAGAGCAUCAAUGCCAAUGUCUACCAGGAUGGACGGGGAAGAACUGCCAGUUGAUGGAUUUCUGCCCAGCCAACCCUUGUAACAACGGUGGGACUUGUGUCAUUACCUACCCUUUCAUCGUCUGCCAAUGCUGGCCAGGCUUUGAUGGGCACACCUGUCAACAUGACAUCAACGAAUGCUUUGCGUCUCCCAGCCCCUGCCUCAACGGGGGCAGCUGUAUCAACAGCAUCGGCUCCUUCCGCUGUUUGUGCCCAUCCAACUUCUCUGGUCCUCUCUGCCAGUACCGACGGGGGCCUUGUUCCUCAGAGAUCUGUCUCCACGGGGGCACCUGCCAUCACGUCGAUGGAGGAUACCACGGCUGCCUCUGUCUGCCAGGCUACACUGGUCAGUACUGCGAGGUGAAUCCAGAUGACUGCGCAGGGCAUCAAUGCCUCAACGGAGGCACCUGCCAGGAUGGUAUCGGGACGUACACCUGCCAUUGUAUCCAAGGCUGGACAGGGCUUCUUUGCCACUUGCCUGAUGCCUGCCUCAGCAAUCCGUGCCAUCCUGAUGCCCACUGUGACACAGACCUCCAAACUGGCCAUGCCAUCUGCACAUGCCAGCCAGGCUACGCUGGAGCUCUGUGCUAUGAAGAUAUAGACGAGUGCCGGAUGGGGAGCAACCCAUGUGAACACAGAGGAAGCUGCUACAAUACGCCCGGCUCGUUCACCUGCUCCUGCCUCAGGGGCUACACAGGCUCCAGGUGCGAAUCGAACCUCAAUGAGUGCCUCAGCCAGCCUUGCCAGAACGGGGCCUCCUGCUUGGACCUGCUGGACCGUUUCCAAUGCCUCUGCCCCUCCGGGUUUGGUGGACCGUUGUGUGAAGUCGAAGAGUGUCUCCAAGGCCACUGCCUCAACGGGGGAACCUGUGAACUCCAGAGCCAUGGCACUGCCUGCCUGUGUCCCCCUGGCUUCGAGGGACUUCGGUGCGAGAGAGAUGCUGAUUUCUGUCGCGGUGCCCCUUGCGAGCAUGGAACCUGCGUGAAUGUCCCCGGCUCCUUCACCUGUGUUUGUGCUCCGGGGUUCACAGGAGCCCUCUGCAAGGAAUUCAAUGACCCUUGUUGGGCGUUUCAGUGCCUUAACGGAGGCAGUUGCCAUGGGACAGAAUCUGGACCGCUGUGUACCUGUUCCCCUGGAUGGACCGGCCAGAAAUGCGACACAGAGAUCAAUGCUUGCAAUUCCAACCCAUGCCACCAGAGGGCUACUUGCUUGAGCCGCCAGGGAUCCUUCCAAUGCAUAUGCCCCAGCGGCUACGUAGGGGCAGCGUGCGAUGCAGAUGAGGACGAAUGCUCAUCGGGCCCCUGUUUGAAUUCUGGAACUUGCCUUAACAGCCCUGGAAGUUUUCACUGCCUCUGCCCCAGGGGUUAUUCAGGACUCAAAUGCCAGAUUACUCUGGACCUCUGCUCAGACUACCCUUGCAAGAACGGAGGCCAAUGCAGAGUGAAGGAGUCUUCCCCCCACUGCCUCUGCCCUCCCGGAUGGGGUGGCCCCCAAUGCCAACACAGGACCCAGCAGAACAGAGACAACUGCACAAACCAGACUGGAGAAGGUGGCUGCCAGGUUAAACGUCCCAAUCCUAAGAUCAGAUCCACCAUGGAACCGAGCGACAAGGGAAAGAGGCUCCCCUUUGCUGGGCGUGUCCUUGGAGAAGCUGACCAGACUUCUUGCCCGCCAACACAAAAAUGUCUCAAUGGAGGAACCUGUACGAAGACGGCAGGCGGUUUUCGAUGCUUGUGUCCGCCAGGAACAAAAGGACCCAAUUGUCACCUGGACUCCUGCUCUCUAGCCAGCCCCCCCUGUUACUAUGGCGGGACCUGCGUGGCUCAGCCGGAGGGGUUUUUGUGCAUCUGCCCCCCUGGAUAUGUGGGGGAAAGGUGUCAGGGGGUGGUGGAUGCCUGCUUCUCCCAGCCUUGCCACCGACCUGGGUCCCAGAGCUGCCAAUCAGAUGAACAUGGUUUUCAUUGUCUCUGCAACCUUGGAUAUUCAGGACUUCUGUGUGAAUCCAUGAUUGACAGUUGCCAAUCAAAUCCUUGCCUUAAUGGUGGAAGCUGUAGUGUGCUGCCCAAGAACCCUCUUGAAUUCAUCUGCCAUUGUAUACAGGGUUAUGAUGGACCAACUUGUGAUCUGUCCGUCCCACCGUGUGGGUCCUCCUACUGCCACAAUGGAGGAAUCUGCAUUGCCCUUCCAUCUGGACCUCGAUGUCUCUGCACCGAAGGCUUCUCUGGGCCAGACUGCCGCCAGCCUCCAUGUUCCUCAGCCUCCUGUCCUGCUGCCAAUGUCACUGUGCUCUCCAGGUGCCCAUUGUUGGCCGGAGAUGCUCACUGCGACCGGAUCUGCAGCUCUCCAGAGACCAGCUGGGAUGGGGGAGACUGUGCACUGGGGUUGCUCGAUCCUUGGAAGAACUGUCCGAAACGAGAUGUGUGCCAGCGGGUUUUCCGAGACGGUCACUGCCAGCCCCCUUGUGACAACGAGGAGUGCCUGUACGAUGGAUUUGACUGUGUCCCACAAAAGGAGUGCAACCCUUCCUACACGCGAUAUUGUCGGGACCGCUUCUCGGACGGACACUGCGACCGAGGCUGCCACUCGGCAUCCUGUGGCUGGGAUGGUGGGGACUGCGCCUCUUCUGUUCCACCGGCAGAGUCCACGUUGGCGCUGGUGGUCCUGCUACCCCGAGAGAGCGUUCCGGAGCUCCUGCGUUCCCUGGUCGUCGCCACGCGGGCGGAGCUACGGAUUCAACGGGACCGUCAGCAGCGGGAGCGGAUUUACCCUUACACAGGGAAGGAAGAGCUGGGCAGCCAGAGCAACUGGACAGGGAUUCGGACAAAAGAUUUGGCAGAGACUGUCGGAUAUACCGUCUUCCUGGUUGUGGAGGGGAGCUCGUGCCAAGGGCAGUGCCCCACUUCUGCCAAAUCUGCCUGGAACUUUUUGGCCUCCUUGAUGGCCAAAGGAAUUUUAUCAUCUCUGAUCCCGUACCAAGUGGUAGCAGCCUGGCUUGAAGCUGUGGAAAACAAUUCCCAGGUCUCCGUCUCCCACUUUUCUGGGCCCCUCAUUUAUUGCGUGGGUGUUGGGGUGCUCGUGCUAGCUCUGGUGAUCUUUAUCGGUGUGUGGAGAAUCCGUCGACCACAGCCUCGGGAGCACGGAUCUCUUUGGCUCCCGCCAGGAUUUGCACCCCGCCAAGGCAAGAAGCGUCGCUGUCGAAGGGAUCCGGUGGGAGAAGAUGCAAUCAGACUGAAGCCAACCAAACUCAGUACUGAAUUUGCAGAAGAUCAUGAUAUCUUCUCCAACCCUCAUUUUGAUGGGACUUUGAACCCCAAAGAUAUACAGGAGGAUCUUGAUCCCGUCCUGAUCUCUGAUCAAGGCCAUGUGAAACCAAAGACACAGAUGUUGGGGAACAUCGCGGUCCCAAACCUGGGAAAGGAUACCAGGCCAAAAGCAGCCAGAAAUCAAGAGCCAGUUUGUGGCCUGACUCCACCAAUGUCCUUGGCUUGUUCUUCCGGGUUGAAGGUGGAGAGUUCUUGGACAGACAAGCAAAUGGAGAACUUCGGAGAGACGCCUCUUCACUUAGCAGCUCGAUACUCUCGCGCAGAUGCUACCCGCAGACUCCUGACAGCUGGGGCCGAUGUUAACGCUCGGGACCAGUGGGGACGGACCCCCUUGCACAGCGCGAUAGCAGCCGAUGCUUUGGGGGUAUUCCAGAUCCUUCUCCGGCAGAGACAGACAGACCUGGAUGCUUCGGCAGACGAUGGCACCACCCCUCUCAUUCUCGCCACACGGCUUGGGGUCGAAAAUAUGGUGGAAGAGCUGGUGGCCAACCAUGCCGACAUCCAUGCCAUAGAUAAGAGAGGGAAGAGCGCUCUCCACUGGGCUGCCGCCGUCAACAACAUCCGGGCCGCCCUCAUUCUGCUGAGCAACGGAGCUGACAAGGACAUUCUAGAUAAUCAGGCCCAGACCCCUCUGUUCCUGGCUGCCCGGGAGGGAAGCUAUCAAGCAGCAAGUCUUCUUCUGCAACACGGCGCCAAGCAGAACCUCCGCAACCAUAUGGGUCGCCUCCCCAAAGACAUUGCACUUGAGCGUCUGCACCACGAUAUCCUCUCUCUCCUGGACACAUCCCGCCCUCCUCCUGGGACUGGCCAGCUUUCACCACACAGGCCCCGCCCACAGCCUUCCUUCAAAUUGCACAGAUGGCCGUACCCACACAAGCCUUCCCAGCUAACUCCCGUUCCAGAGAACGAGGGACCUUGUAAGGAUGCCACCCCAUCAGAAGAGGCCACGGGGCAGGCGGUGGAGUGAAUCCUCACCCUCUGUGUGAGGACACUGUGGGUCAGUGGUGACAGCCUUGGGCCCAGCGAAAUUCGCAGGGCGGUGGCUUGGCUUGGCGGAAUAUCCAAGGGCAGUGUGGAGAGAUAAAGAAAUUCCAGCAGUGACCUCAAAGAGCUCCAGAUGUUUCUGCUGUCACAUGUGUGACUCCUAAGGUCACCUUACAAAAUCUGAAGCAGAUAAGAGGGGCAGGUCAUCCCACCUUGCUAGAUCUUCCCCAGAACAUCUUCCAGAUGUGUUGGACUUCAAUUCUGAGAAUUCGGGGCAGUGGCCCUGACAGCAGGAUUUCAGCCCAUUUGGGAAGGAGGAGAAAGGAAAAGAUCACAAUUCGGCCAUUGACCGGAGAGGACGUCUCUUCAAACUCAUUGAGACUUGCUACCCAGCUGUCUUCCUACAGCGGCCUCCAGAGUUGCUCUCUUCGCAGGGAAGGAUUGAAUAACCUGGCAAUUUAGGCUGCUGAGAAUUCUAGAAGUCAAAGUCCAACAUAUAUGGAAGGCAGAAAAAGCAGAUGUGGGAUGGAAAUAGAUGAUCUCAAUCUAGAAGGUUUCUUCAAACCUUCCACCCCAUUUUUUCUAACUUGUUCAUUCCAGUGUUUUGCCAUUCAGCUCACCAUCCACUGAGAACGUGCCAGGUGGACUUCUCUAAAGAAUGGAAUGUUGCUACCGAUUAUUACAUUCAGUGUGAAAAAGCCUACGGGCACAAAAUAAAAAGUUAAAACUUCCCCCAAACUGAA